AUGAAGUCCUUUCUUACCGCUCUUACCUUCGUCACGGCGGCUCUGGCAGCCAGCCGCACCUCCGCACCUUCUGGAUGCUUGACUGUCAAGAAGUCUGGUGGCCAAUACAGCACCAUCCAGAAGGCCCGAGCAGGUCCUCGUCCCGCGCGGACGGCUCAGCUCACCAUCUACGGAUACACGGCCGAUACGAGCAGCUACGCCGGCAACAAAGUGACCAUCACCGCCAAGAAGAGCCAGGCUGACGGCCUCGACAAUGACGGCAGCGCCACCCUCCGCAUCAAGGCCAAGAACUUCAAGCUCUACAACGUCAACGUAGCCAACACUUACGGCAAGGGCAGCCAGGCCGUGGCUCUCAGCGCCUACUCUGACAGCGCAUUCUACGCCAGCGCUUUCACCGGGUUCCAGGAUACCCUUCUUGCCCAGCAGGGUAACCAGCUUUACUCCAAGUGCCUCAUCCAGGGUGCUACGGACUUCAUCUUCGGUCAGAAGGCCAUGGCCUGGUUUGAGAAGUGCGAUCUUCGCGUUGUGGCUGCUUCUCUCGGCUAUGUCACUGCCAACGGCCGUGCCAGCUCGUCCGAUAAGUCCGAAUACGUCUUCAACAGCUGCAGCAUCGCCGCCGCCUCCGGAAACUCCGUCGCCGAUGGCGCCUACUACCUUGGCCGUCCCUGGGGCCAGUAUGCCCAGGUUGUCUUCCAGAAGACCUCCAUGACCGGCGUCAUCAACUCCGCGGGCUGGAAGCAGUGGAACGACGGCGACCCUCGCACCGCCAACGUUCUGUUCGGAGAGUACCAGAACACCGGCAUCGGAUCCCAGGGCACUCGCGCCAGCUUCUCCAAGAAGUUGAGCGCUGCCGUCACUCCCGCCAGCAUUCUGGGCAGCAGCUACACCAGCGCGGCUUACUACGACUCCGCUUACAUGUAA
Colletotrichum tamarilloi is the source of this 921-nucleotide messenger RNA. Its product is annotated as pectinesterase. Lineage: Eukaryota; Fungi; Ascomycota; Sordariomycetes; Glomerellales; Glomerellaceae. The record is from RefSeq and is a predicted model, not a curated record. Gene Ontology annotation, molecular function: pectinesterase activity. The transcript has 3 exons. Gene Ontology annotation, biological process: cell wall modification; pectin catabolic process. Bases 1 to 921 code for a protein of 306 amino acids.